UUGCCAGUUUGUGCAAUAUGUUGUCUUAUGAUUCAUUUUAGCAAUGGGUUCUUAUUAAAUGAUCUUUCUCAUACCAAACUAAUGGUUACAUAACAUAUUCAAGAUAAGCAUGUUUUGGGAUGGAAUGGUGUCAUGGAUAUUCUGUUACAGUAAGGCACUAUCUCUACUCUGUUAGUUCCCUGACUGCCACAUGUUGGUGGAGAUUGGUACUGUAACUCCCCAGGGUGAUAUCCAACAAUCCAGAUGUCUGAUUACAGUCAGUCUGAACAGUCAUGGAAGCCAAACAACUGCUGUGGACCCUACCGUUUCUCACACUGUUGCUUACCGAGAGUGGCUUGUGUGGCCGCACCUGGCUGAGCAACCUCAGCUAUAACAACUCCCAUAAUUGGAACAUCGGACGAGUACCUUGCGCUGCUGACAGAGCUGUCCUCGAGUCUGCUGUCCUUCAGCUCCCUGUAGGCACUACUUCUCUGCAAGCUCUCAUCUUGGAUUCUUACACAGAAGUGUUGCUUCCCGCAAAUGGAGUUCUUCAAUUUACUGGGAAGAAAAAUACAGAUGCUUGCAAUGGACAAGAUGCGGUGUUCAAACCAACCAAAUCACUAAGUUGGAUAGACCCACACAACUGGGAUGGCUGGAAUGCUGCUACUCCUGAUUUGGAGAGGAUACCGUGUGCUUCUGAUCAUGUGAUCUUUCCACCUGGUGGCACCUACAGAGUCAUAAUGCCUGAUGUUGUUAGAGUUGGAAGCUUCAGCAUUGACGGAAGGGGAUUGUUUUCUACACUGGAGUGGUUUGAGUUUUCCAAUCUCCAUGAAGGCUCUCGCCAAUUCUUCAUGUCAAACAGAGAAGAAGCCUAUGUAGAGAUCAGUGGAAAUGCUUGUCCUCAGACUGAGUGGUGUGAAUGUGGUAACAACUAUAUGCAUUCAGAAGUUUGUAGUAGAGUUUCUUGCGCUGAGCCCCUUUGCAAGCAACCUAUCCAACCUUCAGGCUUCUGUUGUCCGAUAUGUGGUGCCUACUUCCUGUUAAAUGGUAAAUCUUGGGACAGUCACCAGCUGACUGAGGACAUCAACAGAUUCCUGAAGGACAAAGGAGUUUUGUGGCACGCCAGCAAGGUGGGGGAACUGCUCCAGCUAGUUCUGGUAGAGGAUGGAGAGUAUAGUGAAAAGGUCCAUGAUAUUGCACAACGCUUGAAGACUUCUAUCAUCAAUAAUGGUAAAGGAUGGACUGCAAAAGAAUUACACGUGUCAGGACAUGUCUGGUACCCAACAACAUUCGGCCAAGUGAUGGGUCAUUUCUUCUCGCUCUUAGUGUUUGCUGGAUUGAUUCUUGCAGCUGUCAUUGUGUUUUACUCACGUAAAUGGUCAUGGGUGCAGUUUUCGCCAACAGAGAGUCGGCCGUUUGUAUUUGCUCGCUUUGAGAACCAAUCAAGUGAGGUGAUGGUAGCGAGUGAGCAGCCUAUACACUCGGUCACUCACACACCUCCUCAGGCCUUUGAUAACCCUAUGUAUGGUGCCACUGGCCAGGAGCAGAGGAAUAUUACUGUUGAAAAUCCUGUAUACACAGAACUGGAAGAAACUACAAACGAAGGACCAAUGCAGGCUGAUACAACUGUAGACACUAGUGACUAUUCUGGUCAAAAAGUUUAAUCUUACUUUUUGUCUGUAAGGUAAUGCCUUUCACCGAGUUAUCCAUUCUGAAUUUCAACUGAACUGGAAUGUGAUUUAUUAAAGUAUUAAUGUAAGCUUCAAUUAUUUUUGAUGUUACUUAAAAAGUGUGCUGUGUAAACAAUAAAUUUCACCUUGUUAACUCAAUUA
Homalodisca vitripennis (glassy-winged sharpshooter) is the source of this 1811-nucleotide messenger RNA. RefSeq names its product protein amnionless (gene Amnionless). Gene Ontology annotation, cellular component: endocytic vesicle; apical plasma membrane. Bases 273 to 1643 code for a protein of 456 amino acids. The transcript is spliced from 8 exons. The record is from RefSeq and is a predicted model, not a curated record. Gene Ontology annotation, biological process: receptor-mediated endocytosis; intracellular protein localization. Lineage: Eukaryota; Metazoa; Arthropoda; Insecta; Hemiptera; Cicadellidae.